AUGGCUUUUGAUGGCGGUUACUCGAACGUCUGGGGUACAGUAGCAGCCUUCGUGGACACUGCCAGAAUGCGCUUCCUGGAUAUCGCUCGGCGGCCUCUCCUGGCAUGGCUUGCUCCGCUCUCCCUGCUGAGCUCAAGGGUCUCCGACACGUACGCUGCCGCUUCGUACAACUCGACUUUGCUCGAUCCAUCAUACACUCGUCUCCCGACCGGAGCCGUGAAGCCUCUUGGAUGGGCGCUGGACAUGGCCCAUGUACAGGCGAACGGUCUGGCCUCUCAACAGCCAAUUUGGUUCAGCUACGUCAGAGAUUCUGUUUGGUUCGGGGGAGCGCUGGAAUACAGCGAAAUGCAGGAGGCCGCGCCUUACUGGUAUAACGGAUGGGUCGCACUCGCUUACCAGCUUCAGAACGAGACGCUCCUCAACUACACGUCGACGUUCCUCGACUACGUGCUUGACUCGCAGGAGCCGUCCGGCAACUUUGGCCCUCCGCCGUUCGACACGUCGCUCCCUGUGCUGCUCUGGCCGAGAUACAUGAUCAUGCUGGGGCUCAUUCAACACGCCGAAGCAGACCCGAGCCAGGCAACCGCCAUCAACGAUCUCAUGCACAACUUCGUCUCCUAUGCGCGGAACGCUUCGCGACUGGCGAUCUCGGGACGGAAGACCUCGGCGAGCAAUACGGCUACCAGGAAGUCAGAUGGGAGGAGGUGCGUCCUUUUAACGCAGGCGGAAGCCGCUGACGAUGCCAAACGUCCUCAGCUCGUGCUCGUGCUGCAAUGGCUAUACGACAACGACCCGCGCGGAGAAGAAGCGCAGCUGAUUUCGCUCAUGACGGCCGCGCGCGAGCAGGGUUUCUCGUGGAAGGACGACUUCUACGUCGAUAACGGUACGUUCCGCGGGAAGCGGUGUCCGCGGCGGACUCUGGCAUGCACAACCACGGCGUCAACGUUGGAGAAUUCGGAAGCGUUGGCUUGGCGUGUGACCGGCGAGCAGAGCGACGUCGACAGCACGUACGACCGCAUUGGCAUGCUGUGGGAAUACCACGGUCGUCCACAGGGCAUCUUCAGCACGGACGAACAUCUGGCAGGCCUCGAUCCGUCCAGAGGUUCGGAGUACUGUACAAGCGUGGAGACGAUGUUCUCCCUGGAAAUGAUCUAUGCGACCCUCGGCAAUCCCGAGUGGGCGGACCUUACCGAGAAGAUCGCAUAUAAUCCCUGCCUGCUCAGUACUCCGGACUGGUGGGGACACCAGUAUCUUCAACAGACGAACCAGAUCUGGGUGAGGAAUCACACUGAUGGAAGGGCGUGGGCUACGGACGGGCCCUACAGCAAUGUGAUGGGAUGGAGCCGAACUACCCUUGCUGCACCGUCAACCAUCCGCAAGGGUGGCCAAAGUUCUGGGCGAACAGCUUCCUGCUCGCUGAUAACGGGACCUCGCUCGUGCACGCGCUUCUCGGGCCCGCGACCGUCUCCACAGCUCUUGCGAAUGGCACAAGUACCAGCGUUACGGUCGACACGCUGUAUCCAUUUGGCCCGGCGCUCUCCUACAAUUACCUCAACGGCACCCUUCACGUUCUACAUCCGCAUCCCUGGCUGGGCGCAGAGCGGCAGCAGCAUCAGCGUCAACGGCUCGCCUGCCUCCCCGCUGUCCCCAGACCCCAGCACCGCUCUGCAGAGCGUGUCCGUCGACACGGGCGAAACGACAGUAGCGCUGUACCUUGACAUGCAGACCCAGAUCGAGGAGGGUCCGAACGGGAGCAUCGCCAUACAUCGCGGACCGCUUUUCUACGCCGUUGACCUGGCAUACAAUGACACCGAGACGGAAGCGCUGAGGUCCACUGGCCCACUGGAGUUCAUCGAGACCCUACCCAAUGUUCCUGAGUCCGACCUAACACAGUACGAUAACAACACGCACGAUCACACCUGGCUCCCCACCGCUCCGUGGAACAUCGCUAUCGACCCCUCGACCCUCGCGUUCCACGAGGAAAGCGUCGACUCGCUUCCCUACUACGUCUGGGACACCGGCGCGCAGCCGCAGUCCAUGACCGCGCUCGCAUGCGAGAUCGACUGGCCGGUGGUGUCGGGCGACGCGGACUGGCCGCCGCAGAGCCCGAAUACGUGUACGGGAGAGCCGUUCAACGUCACGCUGCGGCCGUUUGGUGGGACGAGGCUCAGGAUUGGGCAGUUGCCGACGAUGUCGGUCGGUUCAUGA
Fomitopsis serialis is the source of this 2208-nucleotide messenger RNA. RefSeq lists its product as uncharacterized. Lineage: Eukaryota; Fungi; Basidiomycota; Agaricomycetes; Polyporales; Fomitopsidaceae. The record is from RefSeq and is a predicted model, not a curated record. Bases 1 to 2208 code for a protein of 735 amino acids. The transcript is spliced from 13 exons.